AUGAACAACCAAUUUGCAAAUGCGUCCUUAAAAAAAACAAUAUAUACAUCAAAUAUGAUAAACAAGGAUCAAAAUCAGAACAUCAGCCAACAAAACGUGAGACACCCAAAUGUGAACAAUCCAAAUAUGAACAAUCCAAAUGUAAAUAAUCCAAAUGUAAAUAAUCCAAAUGUGAAUUACCCAAAUGUAAAUAAUCCAAAUGUGAAUUACCCAAAUGUAAAUAAUCCAAAUGUAAAUAAUCCAAAUGUGAAUUACCCAAAUGUGAACAAUCCAAAUAUGAAUUACCCAAAUGUGAACAAUCCAAAUAUGAACAAUCCAAAUGUAAAUAAUCCAAAUGUGAAUUACCCAAAUGUAAAUAAUCCAAAUGUAAAUAAUCCAAAUGUGAAUUACCCAAAUGUGAACAAUCCAAAUAUGAAUUACCCAAAUGUGAACAAUCCAAAUAUGAACCAUCCAAAUAUGAACAAUCCAAAUGUGAAUUAUCAAAACAUGAAUUACCCAAAUAUGAAUUCUCAACAAUAUCCAUAUAUAAUGCCCCCACCACAACAACAAAUGGGUAUGUUUUUUAAUGAUUGGAGAAAUGUCUUAGCCCCCUUAAAAAGUUGUAGAAUAAAACAACAAUUUGAUGAUAGAGAGUUUUUAGCUGAUUAUAUCAUGAAUGUUAAAUUGGAUUUCAAUAAUAGAUAUUUAAUUUUAGAUGCAGGAAAUGAGCUUUUAAAAUUUACUGCCAUUGAAAAUUCUGAAUUUUUUAAUAGAAAUUGUUUUCCAAAAAUGUGUAUCCCAAUUAAUAUGAAAAUAUUAAGUUAUGGAAAAGAAUUAGUUAAACCGGAUGUUGUGAUUGAAAAAGAUUGUUCAUUUACAAUAUGCUGUUUAAAUAGACCAGUUAUUAAAAUGUAUGAUUUUUCAAAUAAUAAUAAUAAAAAAUUAAUUGGUACAAUAAAGCCUCCAUUUAGUUGUUGCUCUUUCAAAUUUGAUUUGUUCGAUGCAUCAAAUAAAAAAAUUAUUUAUAUGGAUGAUACAUGUUGCCAAAUGAGUGUUUUAUGUCCAUGCCCAUGUGGGCCAUGUAAAUUUAGCAACUAUUAUUUACGUGAUGCUAAAACACAUGAACGAAUAGCACAUUUACGAAAAGAAGUUCCUUUCUUAAAAUUUAUAAAACGAGAUAUUGAUAAUUACACUUUAAAUUUUGAGGAUGUUAAAAACCCAGAAUGGAAAAUGAUGCUCUUGGCAUUUUCGUUAUUUUUAGAUUAUAUAUAUUAUGAUACCAAAUAA
This is a messenger RNA of Plasmodium yoelii, 1266 nucleotides long. Its product is annotated as phospholipid scramblase, putative. The coding region runs from base 1 to 1266 and encodes 421 amino acids. Lineage: Eukaryota; Apicomplexa; Aconoidasida; Haemosporida; Plasmodiidae. Gene Ontology annotation, biological process: plasma membrane phospholipid scrambling. The record is from RefSeq and is a predicted model, not a curated record. The transcript has a single exon. Gene Ontology annotation, molecular function: phospholipid scramblase activity.